AUGUGUGGAAAACCCGGCUAUACAAAAAAGAAUUGUCUCAAAGUUAGAAAGACUAAAAAGAUUAAUAAUAUUACUAGCUCUCAAUACGAAUAUAUAGGCCAAAGCCAAUCAGAAAAAGAUAUAGAAUAUAUAAUUAAUGAAAGUGAUCAAGAAGAAAGUAGCCAAGAAGAAAGUAAUCAAGAAAAUAAACCCAAUAAUUAUGCCACUAUUUCAUGUAAAGUAUAUGAUUUAGAAAUACCUCAUGUAUUACUUGAUACAGGUUUAGAUGGGUCACAUAUUUCUGAAAAUAUCGCAAACUAUUUUAUAAAAUAUUUUGGGCUUAAAAUAGACAGAAAAAAGGUUUAUAGACUAACAGGGGCAGUAGGAGAAAAACAAUCUAUUGGGACCUUUUCAGAUAUUCCUGUUACUAUAGGUAUUGGAAAUGAUACUUUAAUAGUUUCUGAUAAGUUUUCUGUUUUACCAACAGAAAAAGAUAGCAAUAGUAAGGAUAUAUCACUAUUCAUUCUUG
Messenger RNA from Dentiscutata erythropus, 508 nucleotides. The record is from the annotation of a GenBank genome assembly. Lineage: Eukaryota; Fungi; Glomeromycota; Glomeromycetes; Diversisporales; Gigasporaceae.